AGCAUUUCAAAAAAAAAAACACCCUCUUUCUUUCCAAGAAUUAAAAUUAUCUCACCCUCAAAUCAAUAUUUAUAUUCCCUUUUUCAAACCUAGAGAAUGAAUAAGCAAAAGGUUGUUAUUAGGUUAUCCAUAAAUGGUCAUGAUAAAAAAUCAAGGUCCAAGGCUUUCAAAAUUGCUGUUUCUCAGCCAGGUGUGAAUUCAGCAGCUAUGAAAGGGGGAGAAAAUAACCAAUUAGAAGUGGAGGGGGAGCAAAUUGAUGCAGCAGUGCUAACCAAAUUGCUUAGGAAGAAAUUGAAGAAAGGAGCAGAGUUGUUAAGUGUUGGCCCUAUUGACAAGAAAGAUGAUCCAAAAAUAGAAUUAGUUCCAAUGAUGCAAUGGCCAUCUAAUAAUUAUUAUCCAUAUCAUGUUGUACCUCAAUAUCCAUUUUAUGAAGUUACAGAAUCAUAUCGAGGUGGUUGCUCAAUUUUCUGAAAGUAGUGUCGAUUUAUUGUCACAAUUCAUGAAGUAAUAUAUUGUUGGGUUUUAAAGGUGUGAAUAGGAAAUGAAGGGUUGUAACUUUGCCGAAGGGUUGUGACCUUUAUGAAAGGUAGUGUCUCUUCUAAAGGGUUGCGACCGUUUGAAAGGUUGUGCCUUUUCCAAAGUAUUGUUACCUUUUUGAAAUGUUGUCUUUUUUCCAAAGAGUUGUGACCUUUACUCUUUGUUGGCUAUAAAU
Molecule: messenger RNA, 712 nt
Organism: Solanum tuberosum (potato)
Lineage: Eukaryota; Viridiplantae; Streptophyta; Magnoliopsida; Solanales; Solanaceae
Exons: 3
Coding region: 97-471 (124 amino acids)
Source: RefSeq, a predicted model, not a curated record